This is a messenger RNA of Labrus mixtus (cuckoo wrasse), 4398 nucleotides long. RefSeq names its product rhotekin 2 (gene rtkn2). The record is from RefSeq and is a predicted model, not a curated record. The transcript has 12 exons. Gene Ontology annotation, biological process: signal transduction; hemopoiesis; positive regulation of cell population proliferation. Lineage: Eukaryota; Metazoa; Chordata; Actinopteri; Labriformes; Labridae. The coding region runs from base 22 to 2109 and encodes 695 amino acids.
ACGAGCGAAUGGUUGUGCGACAUGGACGACCCGCGGGAUGUUCAAAUUUCCAAGCGAAACGGGAGCUCCAGGUCGUUAAUAUCGGCAAGUUCCGCGGUGGCAAUGGAGAUUAAGCGAAAGAAAAUACGACAGAGUACCGUAUUCCUUCUGACAGAGAACACUAACAUACAAGACAAGCUUGAGUUUGAGAUACGGAUGCGUGAGGGUGCCUACAAGCUGCUCCUUGCCUGCAGUAAGAGAGAACAGGUUCUCAACGCCUCCAAGAACCUGCUGACCUGCAACGCCAGGAUCAAGGCUUAUCUCACACAGCUGCAGAAGAAAAAAGAGGAGCAGGACAUGAUGGGAGCAGUCGGGAGACUUUCAGAUCCAGUCUUGGAUGGACGUGCGUGCUGUAGUGGAACGAUUGCUGUGUCUGGGCUGCGCAUUCCUCUGAUGUGGAGGGAUUCAGACCACUUUAACAACAGAGGGAGCUCUCGUCGAGUGGCGUUGUUCUGUCUGAUGCAGAUUGGCUCAGAGGUGUUUGACACAGAGAUGAUGGUGGUGGACAGAUCAGUCACUGACGUCUGCUUUGAGGGAGUCACCAUCUUUAAAGAAGCAGGGCCUCUGUUUGAGCUGAAGGUGGAGCUGUGGAGCUGUGCCCUGGAGGAAGAGCUCACUAUGGUAAACACGCCAAAGAAGCUGGCCAAGAAGCUUCGCAACUCCUUUGGAAAGAUGUCUGGGAAGAAGCUCUGCCCUCUGCUGGACAGUCCAGACCCCGACACAUUCCUGCAGCACAACCCCAUACCAAUAGGAGCCAAGUACAGCCUGCUGGCCUACACAACGCUGGGUCUGCCUGAAGCUGAAGGCAGCUUUCAGUCGCACUCCCUCAUUGUCCUCCAAAAUGCCGAGUGGUCAUCCUGGCUUCCACUUUAUGGCAACCUCUGCUGCCGGUUGGUGGCUCAACCUAAUUGCAUGACACAGAGCAUGAUGACUGGCUACCUGAACCAGAAGCAAAGUGUGGAGGGGAUGUACCGCUGCUGCAGUCUUUACUGUGUGCUGAGUGCCGGCUUUUUGUCCUGUUACUUCACCCCAGAGGAAAUUGAGGCUAAGGUGCAGCCCACUCUCAAUGUACCCAUCAACAAGGACACUCGAAUUCGUAUUAUGGAGAAGGAGUCGGCAGGCCAGAAAUCCAGGAGUCUGUGCAUCAUCAACCCUUCACCAGAGGGAUCUCACACCAUCAUCUUCAGCACAGAAACCAGGGAGGAGCUGGAGGACUGGCUGGAUGCCCUCAACCAGCACCUCUAUGAUCAGAGCCAGUGGCUGCACUGUUGCAACCGGCUAAUGAAGAUCGAGGUUGUGCCACCACAGAAAGCAUCACUUUUCCUCACCAAGCAGGCUGAUUCGGUUUACAAUGACCUCAGUAUAAAUUCACCUGGUAAGUUUGAGAGCAUCACAGACAUGAUCCACAACAAGAUAGAGGAAACCGAUGGCCACUUUCUUAUUGGUCCUGAGGAAGAGAAGGAAGCACCUAAUUGGUCCACUCUGUUUGAUGGGUCUCAUUCUGUGGUCGUGCAGAAGAGUAUUGUGAACAAGAGCAAAACCUCCACCCCUUGCCCAAGCCCCAACCAAAGCACCAGCUCUACACCUGUCAGCAACCAGAAGCGCCGUGCCCCGCCCCCUCCGCCUGACAGAAAGCCUUAUGCUUCCUCCAUCCGUCCCGCCAGACCUCCCCUGCCUGCUUCUCUUCACCCUCCUCCUCCUCCUCCUUCUCAGUACCAGGAGAAGGAAAACUCAGGCAUUUGCACUUCACGCCCGGCCACAAGACCCAAAACUGGCAGACCGUCACUGGAUGCCAAGUUCUCUGCCAUCAUCCAGCAGCUCCAACGGAACAACACUGGAAGUGCAGGAGCCGUCAGCCGCAAGAACGCUCCGCUCGGCGUCCUUGAUGUACAAACACAAGGGCAGCCUCCCCAGCAGCUUGAGUACCAGAGCCACCACAUCCAGACCACUGAAGCCACAGGUGACCAUGGCUUCUUCAGACCGAGUCACGGUCCUGUUCCUGCACAGCGGAGCAAACUAAGGAAGUCAUUCAGAGAGAGGAUGAACCUUAAAGCCUUCGACCAUAACUAGAUUUAUCUAGCUAAUCCUACCUUACCGCUUAUACGAAUAACUCUUUGUAUAAAAGAACUCUUAAUGGUUAGAACUUUUAAAGUCCGCUAGGUAACAAUAAAAUGAGUAUUGCAAUUUAUUUAAGUGUACCAAUAACAAUUAUGUGGUGAUAUUAUUGGAGUGGUCCUUAAAAAAUUAAAGGAAUAGUUAAACAUUAAGGAAUGUUUACAUGCUUUCUUAGAUGUAAAAGUAUUACCACUCACCUGUAUAUUUAAUAUGAACCCUGAAGCCAGGAGACAGUUAGCUUAGCUUAGCAUAAAGAUGGAAAACUGUAGUUAAUGUGUGCUUAAAAAGCUACAUUUUUAAAUUAAAUAAACAACAUUUUCUUAAUAAACUAUGAGGUAAAGAGACAAUGAUUGGAAGCUUUUUUUUAAAUCAAUACAGCACGGCUUACUGCUUCCCACAGGCUUUCAGUCUUUAUGCAAAGCUAAGAUAAUCACAUUCAACUUUAUUUGGCUAAUAGAUAAGAGUGGUAUCAAUCAUCCUAAUUUGAUUUCCCAGAUGUCAUACAGUUUCUUUAAAUCUAAAGAACGGGUGGGUGAUGUGGUCUCUUAAGAAACGGUCCUCACAUUGUCCGUCAUGACAACCCAAAUCCCAGUUGACUCCUCACGCCACAAUAUCAAUAUCUUAUUGAUACACCUCCAGCUCCAUUACUCAGUUCUAAACUUUCUCAUGUGCAGCUAACCCGUAGAUGAAAUAGAGAGCUAAAUGUUGGCUUGAGCGCUGCCAUCAUCAAUCCCACUAAAAUGGAAAAGGCUUAUUUCUCAGCUCCCAGCUCUGUCACUGGGACAUGGAGCAAAGAAAAAGCCCUUGCAAAAAGCACUCAAAUUGGAAUUGAUCCACGAAUCAUUCCUUUUGGAACCAUUGACUUAUUACACUUACUGUGACAAUUUUAUGACCACUAUAGUUGAUUUUAAGGGAACAAGAUUUUAGGAGCGAUUGCAGGCACUAAUGUGACUUCUCCAUUUCCCAGAGGUCUUUAUAAUGGAGUGACCUUGGUUUUCAGUGGCUACACAUUAUGUUCAACAUAGUUUAAUAGUACAGCCCAUAACUGCUAGGAGGAUAAUUGAAUGAAUGAGACUUUUGAGAGGCUAAGACAAUGAAUGUCCCUGUGUUUGUGUUUUUAACAUAUCCAAUACUGGCAACCACUAAAUAUUUCAACCAUUUAACAAUCCCAUGCUGAAGAAUGGGAUUCAUAAUAACAGAGUGUGCAAAACAUUAGAUACUUUCUCUGAAACUGCCAGGCAACAUGAAGCAGUAUGCUGAAAGCUACAAUCCCAUUUUGUUUUAUCUCACCCUCUAAAUUCUUUUUAAUCAAGAAGGGGGAUGUAGAUUUGGGGGGGAAGGCGGAUUACAGGAGGAUUUAGUUUAAGCCUUGAAAGAAAGGAGAAUGGCUUGUACAAAAGGGGAUGCUGCUUAAUAUAAGCAGUGUUUUCAAAAGGUUUCUAUGCUCCUGUGAACUAACACUAUAUUAGGCACUUUGAUGUUGUUUCAGAUUGGGCCUUAUUGACGUUAUUAUAUACCUUGAUAUGAUGAUCAUCUAAUUAUCUCAAUAGCAACAUUACAAUUUCCUGUAUCCUCCAUCGACACUUACCAUUUUCAGAUGGAUAAAGUGAACCAGAGACAAAGGACACAAGACUACUUAUUGCUGACAUUUAUUUUGAAAGCUAAUCUAUCUGUAUAGUAUUUCAGACUAACACUGUAGACCCAAUUAAAGCAGUAUCAUGCAGGAAAUGUGCCUUCUGUGGACAUUAAGCAUGAUAGAGGGCAUGUGAUCUAAGGCCCUGACACACCAAGCAGAAGUACUGUUGCUUAGUGACCAAACAAAGACUCAACAUUCUUACUCUUGAUUAAACUAAUGAGCCAGGGUUUUAGAAAAUAUCUUACUAUUUCUCUUCUCAUUUAUCUUAACCUGAUGGUAGUGAUUACAGUAAAAGCUACAAUCUUUAGUUUUGUAAUGUCUCAGUAAAAAUGUUGUUUUGAUUAUUAGUAAGAUACAGCCAUCUCAAAUCAAUUAUUUAGACUUUAGCUGGCACUUUAUUUAUGUACUGAAAGCAGGAAUACAUUCAUCUUGCCCUGGUGCUGAAUAAUUUGUGUAUAGUGUAAUGUGAACAAUAUUGUAGUUAUAUAAAUAAUGUGUUUCUCAAUAAGUGCAAUUUUCUCCCUCCUCUCUCUUUGCUGUUGUCUUGGAAGCUAACUGUAUUUUUUUUUUAUUAUCGCUGAUCUGCAAUAAAACGGCCUACUUUCUAA